This is a messenger RNA of Gadus chalcogrammus (walleye pollock), 3464 nucleotides long. RefSeq names its product ETS variant transcription factor 7 (gene etv7). The record is from RefSeq and is a predicted model, not a curated record. Gene Ontology annotation, molecular function: DNA-binding transcription factor activity, RNA polymerase II-specific; sequence-specific DNA binding. The coding region runs from base 465 to 1562 and encodes 365 amino acids. Gene Ontology annotation, biological process: cell differentiation; regulation of transcription by RNA polymerase II. NCBI's taxonomy places the organism in Eukaryota, Metazoa, Chordata, Actinopteri, Gadiformes, Gadidae. The transcript is spliced from 9 exons. Gene Ontology annotation, cellular component: nucleus.
AGGUCCUGUCCCUGCGUUUUUGUGGGGGAGUGUCUGUAAAUGAUUGACUUUUACAUUUGCAGACGUUUGUAUUGUAAUACUGAUAUCGAAAGUAAGCAAAUACAACCACAAUAAUAAAACAACCAAAAAUCGAUAAUAAAGUAACUGAAAUUAUAUUCCCAUGCUACAGAUUAUCAUUAGGCAGAUCCUUAAUGUAACAACAUAGCCUAACUAAAAAUAGGCGCAAACAUAACUUGCUUCCCUGGUACUGGAGUACACACGUUCCUUUCGUUUUCAUUUCCCGGAAGGAUGAGGUUCCGAAAGUUAUCGAGUUGUGUGCACUUGGUUUUCAUUUGAUCAUUUGCAUGUUUCACGUUAUUUGAAAAGGCUGUCAAAUCCGCUAAUGACGUAUGGAUAGAACCAUUGAAGACCUGCCGCCGCAACUUUAAAUCGAGCAAGCUAAAAGAGGGAGUCUUCCUUCACCCAUGUCGGUGAUGCAUGUCAAAAAAGAGGGGGUUCCCUCCUCUGCUCAGCCCUGCAAGCCUCCGAAGCUCCCGUCAACCUGUCCCCCAAUUCAAGCGGAGUUGUGUUAUUUACCCGGACGUCUGCGUAUAAAUCCCUCUCUGUGGGACACAGAGGAUGUAGCUCAUUGGCUAAACUGGGCCCAGAAGGAGUACUCCCUGCGCUGGCCAGAGAAAAAGUGCUUUGAGAUGAAUGGACGAGCCCUCUGUCUGCUCACCAAGGAGGACUUCAGACGGCGCUGCCCAAAUUCAGGUGACGUGCUCUAUGAGAUCCUGCAGUGCGUGAAGCAACAUAGGAUGGAUGUGCUCUGCAAGCCCCCCGAUCAAUCCCAUCACAGACCUCUGAUUCAGCAGAACCCCAAUGCUCUCGUCCAAAGAGCCCAGUGUUUUGCAACACAUACAAGCACAGUUCCUGGAAGCGUUGAAGGCCCAGCUCGUUCCUUUACUAGUUUGACCAGCCGGCAUGAACCAAUGAAACAAGAAAAUUCCUCAUCUCCUCCCACGCAUCGGCUUCCGCAAACCUCCCCGGAUGUCUUAGCUGAUGCCCCCACACCUCCGUCCGAGAGUCCUCGCACAGCCAACCCCGGAGAUGAACCCCUAAACCUCUCCAACCGGGAGAAGGCAAGAAGCCCACCACGUGAAGGACACAUACCAGAGUGCAGGCUCCUCUGGGACUAUGUUUACCAGUUGCUCUGUGAUCCACACUAUCGGGCGUACAUCCGCUGGGAAGACCAAAAGAGGCUUGUGUUCAAGGUUGUCGACCCAAAUGGACUCGCUCGCCUCUGGGGAAACCACAAGAGCAGAGACAACAUGACCUACGAGAAGAUGUCCCGGGCUUUGCGACACUAUUACAAACUGAACAUCAUCAGGAAGGAACCCAAGCAGAAACUACUAUUCAGGUUCCUGAAGACCCCUCAAGAGAUCAGAGUGCAGCGGAAAGUGCCGAGCACUGAGCAUGGGAUUGCACCCCAGGGACAGAGUCCUUUCCUGGACAGGGGCUCCCCCGGACACUCUUCUCCAACAGAGUCUGAUGAAGACAAAGCGUUGGAACUGUCCCCAUAGUCCCUCCACGGCUGGUCGAUUUCCAGUGAGCAGGGAAGGAGUCAUUUUUAUGUGUCUGUGUGACCUUUGUAGGUGAAUAACGGUGAAACUGUUGGGUCUGGUCGCAAAGUUCACGAUCAUAAAUUUGCCUUUAUAUUGGCCCACAAGAAGUUGGUCAAUGUAUCAGUCAGUGGCUUGUAGUUUGCUAUUGCUGUUGCUGAUGACCGAUAUCAACGUGUUGUCUCAGGGCUAUAUCAGAUAUUGCUGAGUUUACUUACAUUUUUGGUUGUUUGCAUGCAGAAUUAGGCAACAAAUACAGAUUGUGGUAUUGUGUAAAUUUGAGCUGAUGUUUUUUUGUAUUUUCUUCUGUUCUAAUGUUGUCAUGUCACUCUCAAGUAAAACUGAACUUUUACUUUUUUUUUGUCAUUAUAUAUAUAAUAUGGUUUAUUGAAGACUAGUUAUUGAUAUGUUAUAAGUUGUUUUAACUGUAUAAAUUGAACAAAAGCUUUUAAUAUCAUAUCAAUUAAUAUAAUCUUGAUAAAUUAUAUUUGAUUUUAGAACUGCAUUUUCGUACGGAUCAUGCAAUUGUAUGUGGUGUGUGUCUAGGUUUGUGUGUGUGAGUUUGUGUUAAAUGAUCAGCAGAUAUAUAUUCUGUAUUUUUCUCUGAUUCUCCGUGGGUUUAGAUUAUGCUAAACCCACGUGACUGUCUGUGACUGUGUCUUAAUGCCUAUUGAUUUACAUAUUUGUAACCCGGGUUUAGAUAACACCUUUUUCAUUUAAUCAGAUUUAAAUCACAACCCAUUAAAGAAUAAAUAAAUAUAAAGAGAAAAGUCGACUCUCUCUAGCUUUCAAUUAAAUGUUACAUUUGUUAGUUUUAAUCGAAAGGAUGAACCUCAGUUUCGUGAUUUAGACCUCACUUGACCUCACCCCCAGAUGUACACGGUGCAAUGAUUUUUUUCACCACUGGGAUGCUGACUGUGUUUCCUGCCUAAUGUUUUUUCCUUUGGCGGCCCUCAGUCAAAUUUUGGGUUCCUAAAUAGGCCCUCAGCUGUCAAAACUUUGAGAACACCUGAUCCAUUGUAUCUGACUGAUAUGGUGGGAUUAUAGUUCUCUGAAUCACAUGGUUUGAGUCUAGCCAAUCUGACUGAGGCUUUUGCAUUUUGUUUACCGGAUUGCUUUGCGUUCGAAAUUUGUAGGCAUCCGUUGCCUACAUCUGAAAAGUUACACUAAUUUUGACAACCAUUAUUCACGUUCCUCCGGGAAACAGUGUUGGUUAACUUAAAGUGUUAGCAUCUAUGUUCUCUGUCAGUGGAAGCUCAUUGUAGAGUACCCUUGCAGUGGGUAACCACAACCUGGUGAGUGGGUGCACAGAAAAUAGAAGGAGAAGCUGCUUGAUGAACUUCAGCUCAAAUGAUGGAUGUGAACUCAGUGGCUUGGAAACGCCCACGGCUGGCAGAUGAGUCCAAUGGAUGAGGUGGAGCACAGCACCAGAACCCAAUUCAGACUACUCUCCUCCCACCAUUUAUCUUCUUACCAUUACAAAGACCACCAUUAUUGUGUAUGGAUAAAGUUUAUUCAUACUAGUUAGAAAGAGACCGUAUCAAUAACAAUUUUUUUUAAUAAAUUGAUGUUAUCAGGCAUAUAGAGAUGAUGUUGACACCUAUUUUUAACUUCCUAAUUUGGAUCCAUUUUCAUAAACUCUGGAACAGUGGCAGAGAUUUCCACAUUCCUUUACUUGUGUGCACACAGUAGUCUAACAGGUUGUCAAAGGCCACUUUACAAACACUGAACAUUAGGAUAAUCGCAAUGUAUUUUUGUUACAUUGAAAAGUCCUGUUGGCUCACUGAGUGUGUUUGUGUGGCUGAGCCACCUCCUGAAAAUACAUGUUCCUUUACCUCAUUUAGAAUCGUUAUUAAUAGUUCU